AUGAAAGUCUCCACUCAGCUUCUAGCCACAGGCGCUAUUGCGUUCACUGCCACCGCUCUAGCAAUGCCUUCGAUGACCAAGCGAGUGGUUGAUGGUACUAAAGUUAUCGGUUGUCUCGCAAGUGUCUUCAUGAAAGGUGAAGAGGCUUGGACUCCUGAAUGUGCAGCAGCUGCAGCAACUGAUAUCGGUUUUAUCCGAGAGCUUAGCCUCGCCGAUAUGAGUAUCGAUUUUACGGGCCCUAACCCCUCGAUUUUGGGAUUUUCCUCAUCAGGUGCAAACGCGAAACUGAUACCGAUCCCUGGAGUCAACUAUCUUGUAAAAGAGGUUGCUAAUCAUUUUACUCUCAUUGAUGAUGGUGUCGAACUCGUAAAGAUGGAGUCACCAAGCGCCCCUGCCGAGGUCAAGGGCAACGUCGUCAAGACUGCGGUAGAGAAUACUGCUUUAAAGAUCAUACCAGGACAAGAAGAUGGGUUCUCCAAGUUCAUAGAAGCUGUGCUAAGCAGGCCCACUUAUACACUCACCAUCAACGGGAAUGUUGACGUCAAGGGCCAAAUCCCUGGAACCAGUGCUGCUUCCUCGAAGCUCCUAACUCUUACUAACAUUGGUGUCUCGUCCUCCUUCACUUUACGAUGCAUGGGCAGCUCUGUGCAGAUAGAGCAUGUGAAGCUAGUGAGCCUUACGGAGGAUGCAGACUCAGGUGCCGUUACACUAGUACAUGAUAUCAAUAUCCAUAACCCUUCGCAGCUUAACUUGAAACUGGGAGACUCUGCGUUCCACCUGCUCAAUGCUGACGGUGUCUUGGUGGGAGUUGCUAAUAUCCCAAACUUCAACUUGGCCAUGGGUGACAACGUUAUGACAUCCACCGUGAAGUUCACUGACUCUGAUACCUACAAUGCCCUGACAACCACGAGCAAUACGUUCACAGUCGUAGGUUUUGAUGGCUCCACGAAAAACCCUAUCCUGACCAAGGCAAUGGGUGCCUUCAAGUCCCAAAUUACGAUCCCUAAACUUGAAGCUGCAUAA
Molecule: messenger RNA, 1023 nt
Organism: Lobosporangium transversale
Lineage: Eukaryota; Fungi; Mortierellomycota; Mortierellomycetes; Mortierellales; Mortierellaceae
Exons: 5
Coding region: 1-1023 (340 amino acids)
Source: RefSeq, a predicted model, not a curated record